AUGGACUGGACUCAAUACUACCCCGCAUUCACCGUCCAAGAAGACCACCCCUUGGUAUCCAAACCCGUGGCAGCGACAUCCCUCGACACAGAUACUCAGGCCAUUUCAACGAACCAAACGAGUCGUAUGCGGAAGGAUGUCGAGGUUGUUGACAUUGGCUGUGGGUUUGGAGGGUUGCUUGUGGCCCUGGCACCCCUCUUGCCAGACACACUGGCUCUUGGCCUCGAGAUUCGGACCUCGGUCACAGAGUAUGUACAAGAGCGGAUCAGAGCGCUUCGCGCGCAGAACGAGGACACUGGACUCUACCAGAAUAUCAGCUGCCUCCGGGCCAACAGCAUGAAGUUCCUACCCAAUUUCUUCCAAAAGGCACAACUUUCCAAGAUCUUCAUUUGCUUUCCGGACCCUCACUUCAAAGCCCGGAAACACAAGGCCAGGAUCGUUUCGACCACGCUCAACUCAGAGUAUGCUUUUGCGUUGCGGCCUGGCGGCAUAGUGUACACCAUUACAGACGUCGAGCCCCUGCACCAGUGGAUGGUAGAGCACUUCGGCGCCCAUCCAUCUUUCGAGCGCAUACCCGAGGAAGAGCAGGAAGCGGACGAGUGCGUCAAGGUCAUGAGGUCCGAAACGGAGGAGGGAAAGAAAGUGGCGCGGAAUCAAGGCCAGAAGCAUGUUGCCCUCUUCCGCAGAAAGGAAGACCCGGCCUGGUAA
Messenger RNA from Colletotrichum siamense, 708 nucleotides. RefSeq names its product tRNA (guanine-N(7)-)-methyltransferase (gene TRM8). The coding region runs from base 1 to 708 and encodes 235 amino acids. Gene Ontology annotation, cellular component: tRNA methyltransferase complex. The record is from RefSeq and is a predicted model, not a curated record. Gene Ontology annotation, molecular function: tRNA (guanine(46)-N7)-methyltransferase activity. Gene Ontology annotation, biological process: RNA (guanine-N7)-methylation; tRNA methylation. The transcript has 2 exons. Lineage: Eukaryota; Fungi; Ascomycota; Sordariomycetes; Glomerellales; Glomerellaceae.